Messenger RNA from Notothenia coriiceps (black rockcod), 935 nucleotides. RefSeq names its product coiled-coil domain containing 32 (gene ccdc32). NCBI's taxonomy places the organism in Eukaryota, Metazoa, Chordata, Actinopteri, Perciformes, Nototheniidae. Gene Ontology annotation, biological process: cilium organization. The record is from RefSeq and is a predicted model, not a curated record. The coding region runs from base 119 to 709 and encodes 196 amino acids. The transcript has 4 exons.
UUGCUCGUUAAAGAUUGUGGAUCAUGGGCACGGUUAGCUUGUGAGGCUAAUAUUUUAUCUUAAAAUUAAUACAACAGAGGAAAUAAGGGUUAUUCUAUUGAUUACUCACACAGUCACAAUGAUUGACGACUUCAGGAGCCAGGAGGGGGCCCGGUCCAGCGGGGAGCUGUGGACCGAGAUCUGCUCCAGUCUGCCGGGGACCCAGGCUGCAGCGGCCCCGGAGGUCAACACGGAGUUCAGAGACUCAUUCGAGCCAGCAGCACAAGUGGGAGUGCAGGUCAAUGGUCACUCAAACGGGACAAAUGACAGUUCUUCUGACGCCAUAUGGGAACCCAUGGAGGAUUCUGAUAUCUACAUAGCCAGUUUAGAGAACCGCCUGAAGAAGAUAAAGGGCCAGUCAAGUGAUGUGACAUCCAAGGACAUGUUGUGCUCCUUGUCUCAAGCUAAGAAAGAAUGCUGGGAUAGAUUUCUGCACGAUGCUCAUCCCUCAGAGUUCUUUCAAGGCGGGGAAAUGGAUCAAAGUGCUAUUGAACACUUUAAGAGGUGGCUGAUUCCUGAAAAGGUGGCCAUUAGCGCAGAAGAGCUGGAGUUCCUUCUGAGGCCGUCUCAGAAUAAUGAAACGGCUGAACCAAACCAAACACAGAGUGAAGAGGAAAAGAGAGAUGAAGACAAACCAGAGGAAGAUGAUGCUCACAGCCCGGAGAAAUGAGUGUGUUCAAAUAGUAACACUGAAAAAAAGAACUCAUUCGGCGUGCAUUAACCAUUCCCAUUUUCAGCUGUGUAAUGUAAUAGCAGUGUUUUGGCCAAAGCUUUUGUGAACAGUGGUCAAAAAAGAAAUUACAGCCCAUCAUCAUCCCCCGUAUCCCCAGCAACUGAGUGUUAAGUACUUCUUCAAUCCUUGUUAUUCAUCCCUUCUACUAAAUCACACCAGCAAA